AUGUCUUCUCCAGCUACUGUUCUUGAACCAACUAUCCACCUCUUCGAUGAAGCUUUCAACAACUGUGCUUACAAUGAUGUUGUAGACUUUUACCACCCUGAUGCCGUUCUAGUCCAAAAAGGCAAGGAAGCUACUUAUGGAAAAGACAACAUGCUUGCUUUCUACAAAGGCUUCGGAGAUAUGAUUGGAAAGAGUGAUACAACCAUUACUGACAAGACUUUUGAAGGAUCUGAGAAUUACAUCACAUACGGUGGCAAAUUCGUGACUGAGACUGAAAAAUUAGGAACAAUGAAGGGAUGGUUCUCUCAAGUUUGGAAGAAGGAGGGAGGCAAGUGGCUCGUCAUUUACGAUAUCUUUGGUACCGAAUAA
This is a messenger RNA of Auanema sp. JU1783, 369 nucleotides long. The record is from the annotation of a GenBank genome assembly. NCBI's taxonomy places the organism in Eukaryota, Metazoa, Nematoda, Chromadorea, Rhabditida, Rhabditidae.